Messenger RNA from Penicillium coprophilum, 732 nucleotides. RefSeq lists its product as uncharacterized. NCBI's taxonomy places the organism in Eukaryota, Fungi, Ascomycota, Eurotiomycetes, Eurotiales, Aspergillaceae. The coding region runs from base 1 to 732 and encodes 243 amino acids. The transcript is spliced from 5 exons. The record is from RefSeq and is a predicted model, not a curated record.
AUGCCUCAGCGACGGAAAUGGGUCCCCUUGAAUCCGUUUGCGCGGGGAUACACACAGGAAAUCAGAGAAGCGAUCAAAUGUUGCGUCUGCAAACGGCGUCGCCCAAAAUCCCAGUACUCGAGCAAUCAGCUCAACUUCCUCCGCCAGGCAAUAUUCGAACUUGGCUACAGUAGCAUUCGUGACCAACAGGUUGCUAAAUGUGGUCCAUGCACAAAUGCUCAGGUUUGUGAGGAACUGUGCCACCAUUGCGGCCACUACCGUGCCAUUGAUCAAUUCGCCAGGAAUCAAAGGAAUCGUGAGAGUCCGCUCUGCCAGCCCUGCAUGAACUAUCAGAUGUCCCUCGAUCCCAUUAAUCAACCUCUUGCAAUCGCAGAUAAAGUUGCGGUUGGGGAAAUGGGAAAGAAUGAGGAAGAGGAACCCAACUCCGAGUCUGCAGCUCACUCUGGAUCUGUGGCUCUGUCUGGGUCUGCGGGAUGCCCUGAGUCUGUCGAUCUCUCAGGCUCUCUGGGUCAGCCGGAGGAGAGCCUGAAGCGUGGCAUCGAGAAAGCUCUUGUCCUGCGUGACGAUUCCUCGGAUAGUGAUGGUAAUACAAAGCGAGGGGGCUUUGCAAAAGUGAAGGCGCACCGACCUCGUCAACAGCCUGUUCCCGAUCCCGAGCCUGCCCCAGGCUGGGCACCUGGCACCCGCAAGUUUAAUGAUGGCACUCCUUGGAAAGGAGGAAGAUUCCUCUAG